Solea senegalensis (Senegalese sole) is the source of this 2169-nucleotide messenger RNA. RefSeq names its product nuclear factor 7, ovary-like. The coding region runs from base 91 to 1443 and encodes 450 amino acids. Gene Ontology annotation, molecular function: protein binding; zinc ion binding. The record is from RefSeq and is a predicted model, not a curated record. NCBI's taxonomy places the organism in Eukaryota, Metazoa, Chordata, Actinopteri, Pleuronectiformes, Soleidae. The transcript is spliced from 2 exons.
GAAGAGACACAGACUGAAGCGUGAAGACCAGACUCUGUCCUCUGACUGAGUCCAGCUGCAGAAGACAAACGUCCACACACUGAAGACAAAAUGGCCUCCAGGUUAGAGGAGGAUCUCUGCUGUUCCAUCUGUCAGGAGGUCUUCAGAGAUCCUGUCCUUCUGUCCUGUAGCCACAGCUUCUGUAAAGACUGUGUGAAGUUAUGGUGGAGAGACAGACCAACACCAGACUGUCCUGUUUGUAAGAGAAGGUCUUCAAAGGAUGAACCACCCUGUAACCGGGUUUUAAAGAACUUGUGCGAGACCUUCUUACAGGAGCGAGGUCCGAGGUCUUCAGAGGUUCUCUGCAGUCAGCACUCUGAGAAACUCAGACUCUUCUGUCUGGACCAUCAGCAGCCAGUGUGUCUCGUCUGCAGAGACUCAAAAAACCACAUCGGCCACAAGUUCAGACCCAUCGAUGAAGCUGCACAAGAACACAAGAAGCUACUUCAAGAACCUCUGGAGACCUUCAAGAAGAACUUAGAGAGUCUGGAAGAAGUUCAGGUGAAGUUUGAUCAAACAGCAGAACACAUUAAUGUCCAGGCCCGACGCACAGAGACACGGAUGAAGGAGCAGUUUAAGAAGCUUCAUCAGUUUCUACAAGAGGAAGAGGAGACCAGGAUGGCUGCACUGAGGGAGGAAGAGCAGCAGAAGAGUCUCAUGAUGAAGGAGAAGAUGGAGGCUCUUCACAGAGAGAUAGAAGCUCUAUCAGAUACAGUCAGAGCCACAGAGGACGAGCUGAGAGCUGAAGACAUUGUCUUCCUGCUCAACUACAGAGAGCUGCAGCGCCCCCUGCUGGAGCCUCCACAGCUGCACUCAGGAGCUCUGAUAGACGAGGCCAAACACCUGGGCAACCUGGCCUUCAACAUCUGGAACAAGAUGAAGGACUUGGUCUCCUACAGUCCUGUGGUUCUGGACCCAAACACUGCUCAUCCAAAACUCAUCGUGUCUGAAGAUCUGACCAGUGUGAGACUAGGAGCCAGACAGAAGGUUCCUGAUAAUCCAGAGAGGUUUGAUUAUUACAACAGUGUCCUGGGCUCUGAGGGUUUGAACUCAGGAACUCACAGCUGGGACGUCCAGGUUAGAGACAAUACAUGGUGGACAGUGGGAGUUUUGGAGUCUGACCAGAGGAAAGGAAAAGACGUACUGUCUGGAUUAUGGGGGAUACAGUUAUAUAAAGAUAAAUACUACAAACUAUCAUCAGGUAAAGACUCUGUUCUCCAGCUGAAGAAGAAGAUCCAGAAGAUCAGAGUGAGUCUGGACUGGGACAGAGGACAAGUGUCCUUCUCUGAUCCUGAUACUAACACACUCAUACACAAACACACACACACUUUCACACACACCAUGUUUCCAUACAUUAACAAUGCUGAUGAUGUUGAAGUGAAGAUGUUACCAGUGAAGGUUUGAAGGUUAAAGGGACAGUUCACAGAAGUGAAGCUGUUCAACUUCACGUCUCUUUCACUCUCUUCACUCGUUCUUCUCUCCUUUCAGAGUUUGUGGUUUUUUCACGUGUAUGAAAAUGAUUUCACUGACAACUUUUCUUCAGAUUUGAAUAUUAAGAUAUUAUAUUAGUAAAAUAUUAGGGUCUAAUUAUAGUUAAUCAAUACUUAUUCUGUACUCCUGUACACUUAGUUAAGGGAUGCAUGUUUCCCACUUAAUAAGAAGGGUCAUGAAUAAAUGGUAAUAAUGUUUAAUAAAUGCUUAAUUAUUGUUAUUCUGUACUUAAAUCAACAUAUUGUGACUGUGUUAACUCUUGUUAAGAGUAGCUUUAUGAACAUGUGACUAAUUUAUGAAUUAAUACCUUCAUUAACCUGAAAAACAUAUUAAACUGUAUGAAAAUGAUUUCUCUGACAUUGUUCUUCAGAUUUGGUUUAGUAGACGUUUCAACCUUUAUCUGAGAAUACAUUUAAAAAAAACAACACAUUUAUCAACAAUAAGUGUGCAUUUGAUCAGGAAAUUAAGUGGUUUUGAUCAGGUAAUAAGUGGUUUUGAUCAGGUAAUAAGUGGUUUUGAUCAAAUAAUAAGUGGUUUUGAUCAGGUAUGUGUGUGGUUUUCUUCAUCAGUGACAUGUUGGUCCUGUUGAGGUGAUUCUGUGUGUAAACAUGUGAACAUAUAAUACAGAGACUGUGAUCA